CCGGAGCAUUCCCUUCCUGCUUACCUGCUUACUGCUGCUGGUCUUGGACCCCUCCCCCGGCUUUCCCAAAUCCUCCCGGCUUCCUCAUCCGCCACGCACCGGAGCCUUUUCAAGCUGAAAAAUGGCGAGCUACAAGUUUCAAUGGCCGUACAAUGCGAAUGAGGUGUUUGUCACAGGAACGUUCGAUGACUGGGGCAGGACGGUCAAGUUGGACCAGAAGGGCGACGUUUUCGAGAAGGAAGUCGAAAUCCCGGUGACGGGCGAGAAGGUGCACUACAAGUUUGUCGUUGACGGCAUCUGGACCACUGAUAACCGAUUACCUGAGGAGGACGACGGCAGCAGCAACGUUAACAACGUUCUCUACCCCGACCAGCUUCAAACAAACUCCGUUUCAGCCCUACAUAACGGCAGCCCCCAAGACAUGGCUACUGUCUCUGGCGUUACCCCAACCUCCACAACUGCCGGCUUAGCUGGUGGUGUCUCCAAGGAGUCCGGAGGGCUUCCUAUCUCGACAACAGCGGGGCUAGACAAGGACGUUCCCCUUGAGCAAGGGGCUCAUAUCCCCGGAGGAUUUCCCGCAGAGUCUCCUUACUCUGAAUAUUCCGUGAACCCCAUCCCAGCCUCGAGCGGCAUUGGCAACCCGAUCCAUCUCAAGCCAGGAGAGAAAGUCCCCGACCCGAGCACAUUCAAUUCGAACACAGUACAGUCGACUGCUCGCACAGGCCAAGAAGCAUAUGGAGGGACUGACAGCUCUCGGCUGGCUGGUGCUGGUGCAUUCUCCGCUCCUCCUGUCUCCAAAAACACGAUUCCCGAAUCCAGCCUCCCAGUGGGAGGUGCAGCCGGCUCUUCUGCUGCAUACGCCAACGCCGACCCCACGGUGCAGUCGGCUGCGCCAACAUCCACCACCGCCGGACUCGCUGGCAACGUCCCGCUCGAAUCCCAGAGGAGACAAGUCGCCGACACCACAGCCCCAGCAGACGACGUUCCUGAUGUUGUGAAGGAAUCGAUGUCCAAAGCACACCGAGACCCAGAAGCUGCAGCAAACAGGCAGGUCGUCGAGGAGAAAAAGGAACUGGAGGAAGAAAUUCACCGGAGAGUUCCAGUCGAGAACUCGAGAGGCACCCCGGCACCUACCACCACCGCUGCUACUACAGAUACCGCUCCGAAGGCCACGGCUGCUGAACCAGGAUCGGCACAGCUGUCACCACGGACGACUACCCCCACGGGCACCAAGACCACAGCCCCCGGGGAGGAAGCUGCCCAACAACAGACAACUGGCGCUUCUGAAGGUGCCAAAGAUUCCUCACAAAUCCCUGCGGCUGGAGCUGCGGCCGCCGGAGUUGCUGGCGUGGGUGGUGCAGCUGGGGUUGGUGGUGCCACUAGCGGUGUCGGUGAUGCUGGCGGAGCAGCCGGGACCGGCGGAAAGGAAGAGAAGAAGAAGAAACGAUCGAGUUUCCUGGCUCGACUGAAGGAGAAGUUCAAGUCAUGAUGGAUACGCAUGUUGAUAAUUAUUCGCCUGGAUACCUUAUUACGCUCGUCUAUACUUAGGUUAUAUUCUCUUGUCUACGUCUCUUGUUUAUAUACUGCUAGGUUGGAAGUGUAAUUGCGUAUAAUAAUACUUGUCUGUCUAUUCACAUAACUGCGUCCUAUAUCGGUAUACAAUCCGACACUUGCCCAUUCAGUUUAACCGGAUAUGCCAACACAUCUUUCCCGGCCUUCGUACAACAGCAUCCACAAAAUAUCGAUGCCGGAUAACAUACAAUCGCCGCAAGAAUCGUCGCGACAAAGC
Aspergillus versicolor CBS 583.65 is the source of this 1789-nucleotide messenger RNA. Its product is annotated as carbohydrate-binding module family 48 protein. Gene Ontology annotation, cellular component: nucleus; nucleotide-activated protein kinase complex; cytoplasm. The record is from RefSeq and is a predicted model, not a curated record. The coding region runs from base 122 to 1489 and encodes 455 amino acids. Lineage: Eukaryota; Fungi; Ascomycota; Eurotiomycetes; Eurotiales; Aspergillaceae. Gene Ontology annotation, biological process: signal transduction. Gene Ontology annotation, molecular function: protein kinase binding. The transcript has 4 exons.